Molecule: messenger RNA, 5644 nt
Organism: Erinaceus europaeus (western European hedgehog)
Lineage: Eukaryota; Metazoa; Chordata; Mammalia; Eulipotyphla; Erinaceidae
Gene: SLC4A5
Product: solute carrier family 4 member 5
Exons: 27
Coding region: 188-3535 (1115 amino acids)
Biological process (GO): transmembrane transport; regulation of intracellular pH; renal system process
Cellular component (GO): plasma membrane
Molecular function (GO): sodium:bicarbonate symporter activity; monoatomic anion transmembrane transporter activity; solute:inorganic anion antiporter activity
Source: RefSeq, a predicted model, not a curated record
UCUCCCUCCCCCCACCCUGGUCACAUGGCUGGUCGUCACUGAGCCCCACAAGUCAAUCUUCAAUGCCCCAAAUACUGUUCAGUCUGGAAAUCACAAGGCGUCCUUCCUGCCACCUAAUAGCAACAGAACAAGUGACUGGCUUUCCUGAGAUUUUGAUCCUGGUUUCCUGUGCUAAGAGUGUGAAGUUAUGAAAGUGGAGGAGAAAAAGACUGGUGCUGGAGAGCUGGACACUGCUAAAUACAGAAGGCGAUGUCAGGACCAAGGAGACUGCCGUUCCAUCCACAUUGGGCUCUCAGUCCCGAGUUAUUCUCAAAGAAAAAGAGACCCGAAGGGAUGUCUUUCUGGCUUCCACAAGGUCCACUGGGGCCUGCGUUCUGAUAAGUCGCAGCCGGAGUUGAUGGCCUCAGGAAGCAGGGACAGCAUCGGGGACAGUGCUAUGGAUCAUUUCAGCAGGACCCGGUCUCCAGCUGCUGAGCAGCUCCAGGACAUCCUGGGGGAAGAAGAUGAGGCUCCCAACCCCACCCUCUUCACAGAGAUGGACACUCUGCAGCACGACGGAGAUCAGAUGGAGUGGAAGGAGUCAGCCAGGUGGAUAAAGUUUGAAGAAAAGGUUGAGGAAGGAGGGGAGCGCUGGAGCAAGCCCCAUGUGUCCACACUGUCCCUGCACAGCCUUUUCGAGCUCCGGACCUGCCUGCAGACGGGCACAGUGUUGCUGGAUUUGGACAGCGGAUCCUUACCACAGAUUAUAGACGAUGUCAUUGAGAAACAAAUUGAGGAUGGGCUCCUGAGGCCAGAGCUCCGGGAGAGGGUCAGCUACGUCCUCCUGAGAAAACACCGUCAUCAAACCAAGAAGCCCAUCCACCGCUCCUUGGCUGAUAUUGGGAAGUCAGUCUCCUCCACCUCCAAUCGAGGCCCUGCCCGGAGUCCUGCUGCCGGCUCCAGUCUACACCACUCCACUGAGGACCUGAGGAUGCGGCAGAGUGCCAACUACGGGCGGUUACGUCAUGCCCAGAGCAGAAGCAUGAAUGACAUUUCUCACACCCCAAACACAGACCAGCGGAAAAACAAAUUCAUGAAGAAGAUCCCCAAGGAUUCAGAAGCCUCCAAUGUGCUCGUGGGAGAGGUGGAUUUUCUGGACCAACCAUUCAUUGCCUUUGUGCGUCUCAUCCAGUCAGCCAUGCUGGGAGGAGUGACAGAGGUGCCUGUCCCCACCAGAUUUCUGUUCAUACUGCUGGGGCCUUCUGGGAGAGCAAAAUCCUACAAUGAAAUUGGUCGUGCCAUCGCAACCCUCAUGGUAGAUGAUCUCUUCAGUGACGUGGCUUAUAAAGCCCGGAAUCGGGAAGAUCUCAUUGCGGGAAUCGAUGAGUUUCUAGAUGAGGUCAUUGUGCUUCCUCCUGGAGAAUGGGACCCCAAUAUCCGAAUUGAACCCCCCAAGAAGGUGCCCUCUGCUGACAAGAGGAAGUCCGUGUUCUCCCUGGCUGAGUUAGGCCAGAUGAAUGGCUCUGUGGGAGGUGGUGCUGGAGCAGCUGCAGGCAGCGGAGCUGGAGGUGGAGGCAGUGGAGGUGGCCCAACUGGAGGAGGAAGCAGCGGUGAUGACAGAGAGAUGCCUGCAGUGCAUGAAAUCGGGGAAGAACUUAUCUGGACAGGAAGGUUCUUCGGUGGCCUGUGUUUGGAUGUCAAAAGGAAGCUGCCCUGGUUCCCAAGUGACUUCUAUGAUGGCUUCCACAUUCAGUCCAUCUCUGCCAUCCUAUUCAUCUACCUCGGCUGUAUCACCAAUGCAAUCACCUUUGGUGGGCUUCUGGGGGAUGCCACUGACAAUUACCAGGGAGUGAUGGAGAGCUUCCUGGGCACUGCCAUGGCUGGAUCCUUAUUCUGCCUCUUCUCGGGACAGCCUCUCAUCAUCCUCAGCAGCACGGGACCCAUCCUCAUCUUUGAGAAACUCCUUUUUGACUUCAGCAAAGGCAAUGGUCUGGACUACAUGGAGUUCCGCCUCUGGAUUGGCCUACACUCAGCAAUCCAGUGCCUUAUCCUGGUGGCCACAGAUGCCAGCUUUAUCAUCAAGUAUGUCACCCGUUUCACCGAGGAGGGCUUCUCAACACUCAUCAGCUUCAUCUUCAUCUAUGAUGCUAUCAAGAAGAUGAUUGGUGCCUUCAAGUACUACCCCAUUAAUAUGGACUUUAAGCCUGACUCCAUCACCACCUACAAAUGCGAAUGUGUUGCCCCAGACACAGCAAACACAACUGUGUUCAAUGCUUCAGUCCUGUUGGCACCAAACAACACUUCUUUGUACAAUCCUCUUAACUUCACAGCAAUGGACUGGUCUUUGCUGAGCAAGAAGGAGUGUUUGAGCUACGGUGGGCAUCUGCUUGGGAAUUCCUGCCAGUUCAUCCCAGACCUGGCACUUAUGUCCUUCAUCCUUUUCUUUGGGACAUACUCCAUGACCCUGACCCUGAAGAAGUUCAAAUUCAGCCGCUAUUUCCCUACCAAGGUCCGGGCCCUGGUAGCUGAUUUUUCCAUUGUCUUCUCUAUCUUGAUGUUCUGUGGGAUCGAUGCCUGUUUUGGCCUUCAAACCCCCAAGCUGCACGUGCCCAGUGUCAUCAAGCCCACGCGACCUGACCGAAGCUGGUUUGUGGCCCCCUUUGGGAAGAACCCCUGGUGGGUAUACCUGGCCAGCAUCCUGCCUGCCUUGCUGGUGACUAUCCUGAUCUUCAUGGACCAGCAGAUCACGGCCGUCAUAGUCAACCGGAAGGAGAACAAGCUGAGGAAAGCUGCUGGCUACCAUCUGGACCUGUUCUGGGUAGGCAUCCUCAUGGGCCUGUGCUCCUUCAUGGGGCUCCCCUGGUAUGUGGCUGCCACGGUCAUCUCCAUCGCCCACAUCGACAGCCUCAAGAUGGAGACAGAGACCAGUGCCCCUGGGGAGCAGCCCCAGUUCUUGGGGGUCAGAGAACAGAGAGUGACUGGUACCAUUGUCUUCAUCCUGACGGGCAUCUCUGUCUUCCUGGCUCCCAUCCUGAAGUAUAUCCCCCUGCCAGUGCUGUAUGGAGUCUUUCUGUAUAUGGGUGUGGCCUCCCUGAAUGGCAUCCAGUUCUGGGAACGCUGCAAGCUCUUCCUGAUGCCUGCGAAGCACCAGCCCGACCACGCCUUUCUGCGGCACGUGCCCCUGCGCCGGAUCCACCUCUUCACCCUGGUGCAGAUACUCUGUCUGGCAGUGCUCUGGAUCCUCAAGUCCACAAUGGCCGCCAUCAUCUUCCCGGUCAUGAUCCUGGGCCUCAUCAUUGUUCGCAGGCUACUGGACCUUGUCUUCUCACAGCAUGAUCUGGCGUGGAUUGACAACAUCCUCCCAGAGAAGGAGAAAAAGGAGAUAGACAAGAAGAAAAAGAGGAGAAAAGGGGCCCAUGAGGACAGCAAUGAGGAGCCCCAGUUCCCUCCUCCCUCAGUUAUAAAGAUUCCCAUGGAAAGUAUCCAAUCAGAUCCCCAAAAUGGUAUCCACUGCAUUGCCAGAAAAAGAUCUUCCAGUUGGAGUUACUCACUCUGAUUCUUCCUUCAGUGACUCAGAACUCAAUCGCAGCAUCACCUUGCACUUCAAAUUUUCUUGUCCGCCUUCACCUGCUUUCAACUACGUGCAAAGCCCGAUGUUCAUGGUGCCACAGGUGAAGAUAGAAAUGGAGUCAGACCGCGACUUCACAGACAUGAACAGAUAUGGACAAGGAGUUGAUGGUGAGACCACCCUCUAGGAGGAUACGCAGUCCAGUGCAGUAUUUAGUUUUCAUUGUGAGCCUGAGACCAAACCUGUAACUUCUGUGAACCUGUUCCCUCACUUAGCAAGCAGAGGGAGUCAUUCCACUUGAUAGGUAACUGGAGAUCUGUUGAUGAAGGCAGAGCAAAACCCUUCUCUUCCUUUUGUAAUUGUAAGAAUAACUAAUGUUAAAUGUUACAUCUUAUUUAAAAAUGCAGUCCAACGUAGAAAUUAAAACUCUUCAUUAGAAACUGGGAAAUGUUAUGUAUGUACAAACUAUUGUAUUUACUGUUAAAUGUAAAACAUUAAUUCCCCAAUAAAGAAAUUUUAAAAAACCAAAAAAAAAAAAAAAUCAAAAAACAAAACAAAACUCUUCAUUAGAAAUGAAAAGAUGCUUGCCUCCCCAAAACUAUAGCUAAGAUGAAAAGCCAAUAGUUGAUGUCUGUUUAAAACAAAUAGCAAGUGUUUUAAAGGCUAGAUUUUAAUGUAUCUAGAUCUUGAAAGAACUAUUACAAUAUUCAUACUUCAAUAGACACAAGUUGGAAGAUUUGUUGAGCAGCUUCACAUAUUAUGAAACGCUGACAAGAUCCAAUCUUUUUUCUUCAUCUCACUGAGUUUUCUAAGAGUUAUAUGAAACUUUUGUAGUAUCUGCACAUACACAGAAACAUACCUGGAGUUUCCCCAGAUUGAAAAGCCAGUUCCCAAAAAUCCAUUAAUGGAAUAGCCAACACAUUUGAGUGAAUAAGUGUCUUUAAAUAAAGGAUUUUCUGUUAAAGUGAAAUUUCAAACCAUAUGUUUAUAUCAACAAAAUGAACUUUUAAAUUUAUUUUUUAAAUGAACUUUUAAAGUAGUUGCAGUGGUGUUUUGAUGCCCAGAGUCAAUUACGUAUUUGAAUAGAUCUUUCUUGUAAGUUUUAAGGGACUUGAUUCUCAUAGUUGAGAAUCCCCCAGUUCACAUGAACACCACACGGUAGGCAUAAUGAAUGUCCAAAUUUGCAAGAUUACAACUUGGCCAUGUUAGAAAUCAGUCCUUUAAAGGAAUGACUGGAGCAAGUUGGAUAAAUCAAAAUCCAUUAAUAAAGUAAAUCCUUUCCUCACCAAAUCCAAGACCCAUCUUAUCUCCCAUCCACUUUAAAAAUGCCAAUUGUGUUCAUUAAAUGUCUACCAUGUGCCUGACAACCACCAUGCAUCUGAUCUUUACCUUCUUCAAAACAGCUGUGGAUAUGAAUCUUCAGUAAGUCACUUUUGUUUGAGUUGCUGCAUUUACUCAAGGUGACAUAAGCAGGUGCUUUUACAUUAUUGUUUCCUAUUUUUUAAUGACAAAUGACUCUAGAUCGUUAGCACUUGGUACUGGGACAGUUAAUUGCCCCUAGAAUCCUCAGAGCCAGUACAGUGCCUGGUCUAUAGAAAGUUCUCAAUAGGAGUUUAUUAAGUUAAAUCUCAAAGCUCCUUUCCAAGGAUAUACUGCUAUGAGACCAAGCUCUACACCUCUAUCACGGCUAUGGUAGCUACAGAGCUACUUAGAACUCUCACCAAGUUCAAGUGUAAAUUUUUUUUUCUUCAUCUGCAGCAAUCCUGGGAGAGUUAAUAGUCUACUCUUAACAUCUCAGUUUAAAAACCUGAUUGACUUCCAAUAGAACUUUGUCCAAUGUAAAUUUAGAAAUGUUAUGAUUUCAGGAGUAAAUGUGCCUGGUCAACCAAACAAGCUGGAAAACAAUGAUGUUAAUUUUUUUUAUCACUGUAAAAAUCAAUCAUUGUAAUUUUCACCCUCUGUGUCAUUUAUUUUGUGUAUAUAUGGAUGUUUUAAUUUCUGUAUCUUUUUAACAAGUUUGACAUGUUGUGACUUCUCUGCGCAAUAGCUUGGUACUGUUUUCCACUUGUGACUACAAUUAAAUCAAACUUAAUCUUG